This is a messenger RNA of Aspergillus uvarum CBS 121591, 1258 nucleotides long. Its product is annotated as NAD(P)-binding protein. Lineage: Eukaryota; Fungi; Ascomycota; Eurotiomycetes; Eurotiales; Aspergillaceae. The record is from RefSeq and is a predicted model, not a curated record. The coding region runs from base 166 to 1143 and encodes 325 amino acids. The transcript has a single exon.
CCUAUAUGUACACCUAAGAACUAUAUAAAGAGCCACGUUGCUCAUCCAAGUGGCCCAAGAUAGCAACUGAGCAACCCUCCUCCCGCACAGCCCUAACUUAAGUUUUCCCACGUCCAUCCAUCCAAUCCAUCACACAAAGACCUCUUCCUCGAAGCUCAGCGAGCCAUGACCAAGACAAUCACCAUAAUCGGCGCCACCGGCACCCAAGGCGGCUCCGUAGUCAGCGCCCUCCUCUCUACGCAGUCAACCUACACGACCAUCCGCGCCAUAACCCGCCACCCCACCAGCGCCGCCGCGCAGACCCUGGCCGCAAAAGGCGUGCAGCUCAUCCCCGCCGACCUGCACGACCCCAGCUCCUUGCAAACUGCAUUCGCCGGCACCCACGCCAUCUUCGCGGUGACGAACUUCUUCGAGGCCCUGCCCACCCACGGCGUCGACGGCGCCAUGGCGCUCGAGACGCAGCUGGGCACCAACAUCGCCACCGCGGCGGCCGCCACCGCGACCCUGGAGCACUUGGUCUGGUCGACGCUGCCGGACUCCUCGGCCAAUACGGCCGGCGCAGUGAUCGUGCCGUACUACGAGAGCAAGCGCCGCGUGGACGACUUUAUUGCCCGAACCCUGCCGGGGUUGUGGGCCAAGACAACUUUCCUCUGGGCUGGGUGGUACAGUGCCAAUAUGCUGCUGCCGUGCUUCCAGCCGAUGAGGGUUCGGGGCGCCGCGGAUGACGGGUUUCUGAUGUUGACGAAUAUUGACCCCGCGACGAGGAUUCCGGUGGCCGGGGAUGAGAGGGUUAAUGUGGGGUUGUUUGUGAAGGCGGUUUUGGAGCAGCCUGACAGGACGCUGCCGGGGAAGGUAGUGGCGGCGAUUACCGAGUAUCGUGCGCUGAGGGAUGUGGUGGGGGCGUUUGGGAGGGCAAAGGGGGUUAAGGUCAGGUGUGUGCAGGUCGGGAGGGAGGAUUAUCGGGCGUUGUGGCCGGGGCUGGCGGACUUGAUGGAUGUGUCGCACUACUAUUUUCAGGUUACGGAUGGGAGGUCGUUCACUGUGGUGGGACAGGAGAAGGAGGUUCUGGGCGCGGAGGAUCUGGGAGUGGAGGGGUUGGUUGGGCUGGAGGAGGCUUUUGCUGGGGUGUCCUGGCUGGACUGACUCAUCUGUCCUUCGGUGAUGUAUUUGGCAUGCUGGGAUGUUUGAGUGGAUGCUUGGGAGUUGUAGUUAUUGAGCUGGUUAUAACGACAGAGGGAAUCAUUUCCGAUAGUGAGAG